Messenger RNA from Haliotis rubra (blacklip abalone), 2821 nucleotides. Its product is annotated as phospholipase ABHD3-like. Gene Ontology annotation, molecular function: acetylesterase activity; monoacylglycerol lipase activity. Lineage: Eukaryota; Metazoa; Mollusca; Gastropoda; Lepetellida; Haliotidae. The transcript has 10 exons. Bases 226 to 1383 code for a protein of 385 amino acids. Gene Ontology annotation, biological process: medium-chain fatty acid biosynthetic process; medium-chain fatty acid catabolic process. The record is from RefSeq and is a predicted model, not a curated record.
GACUCAGUUCCUAACAAAGGACUUAAUCUCACCAGCAGAUGUAAUCCAGUGGCUUUGGGUCACGAGAAUAUUGCCAGUGUCAUAACAUACUACACUUAGAUUCUAACGGGACCGUUGAAUUGGAAUAUUAUUUAACGGGGAACACAGUAACCUGCACCGCCCUCGCCGAGAGAAGUGGCAGGGGUUAGGACUGUCGGACAGGUCAGAAGAACUAAAGCCUGUAAAAUGCUUACUAUCUUUCGUGAUAACCCAUCUGCUUCACUCCUAGCAGCCUGUGGAGGAGUUUAUUUCGUCUACUACAUCUCUCGAAUUGUCAAGAAACCUUUAAUAGCUUGCCAGGAUCAACGGUUUUUAAAGUUUCUGAAGAAUCACUGCCCGGUUAUAUCUGAGAAGUACUGGCCAACAUGGUGGUGUUCCGAGUCCAGGCUCCAGACAAUCUUCCGUGCCAUCCUCCAGUCCUCACCCCCUCUCACAUACAACAGUGAGAUCAUUGACACCCCUGAUGGAGGACAGAUCAAACUGGACUGGGCGGAGAAUACUGGGGACCAUCGCUAUGACGACAACCUCCGACCAACCGUCCUCAUUCUACCUGGAUUAACAGGAAGCAGCAAUGAGCCAUAUAUCCUCCACAUGGUGCAUGAUGCCAUUGACCUUGGCUACAGGUGUGUGGUGUUCAAUAACCGAGGCAAUGGAGGUGCACAGUUACUGACGCCACGGACAUACUGCGCAGCUGACACAGAGGACAUAGAGCUGGUGGUCAGCCACAUCAAGAUCACACACCCUGAUGCCCCCGUCAUGGGGGUCGGAAUCUCGCUGGGCGGAAUGAUCCUGUUCAACUACCUGGCCAAGCUGGGGAAGGAUGCCCGUCUCAUCGCGGGGAUGUGUGUGUCAGUGGCAUGGAAUGUGUUCGAGUCCACAUUGUCUCUGGAACAGCCACUGAACUGUUUCCUGUUCAACAAGCGUCUCGCAAGACUCCUCACUGACACUGUCAAGAAGAAUAUGAAGCUGUUUGAGAAGCACUACGACAUGGAACACGUUCUGAAGAGCAACACAAUCCGAGACUUUGACGAGCGCUUCACGGCCAAGGUUUUUGGGUUCAAGUCUGUGGAUGAUUACUACAAGCAAGCCUCCCUCCAUGACAAAGUCCACGCCCUCAAAGUUCCCGUCCUGUGUCUUAGCGCUGCUGAUGAUCCCUUUGCUCCCUUUCACACUAUUCCACUGAAGGAUGCUGAGAAAAACGACAACAUUGCAAUUGUUGUUCCAUCCUGUGGUGGCCAUAUUGGAUUUCUAGAGGGCUGGUUCCCUCGCCACAAAACCUAUAUGUAUCGCUGGUUCGCUCAGUUUGUGGAUGCUGUCUUCAAACACGGUGUAAAGAAUGAAUAGAUGCAGUCAACGAGAUGCAGAUGAGUGAAGAGAUCACAGGUCAUCACAACAAGUAAUUGGUAACACAGGGUCAAUAAUAUUUACAUCUCUUUGUUAAACAUGUCUGCCAUCUUUAGAUCAUGAUCUUCAAUAACUUAUUAUGGGCCCUCUGCACAAGCUUUUUAUAACAAAGUUACUAAGAUUUCAUUUUGUUAAUAUCCAAUACUCACACUGAAACAGCUGUGCUUUUUAAACAUUGGUAUGUUUAGCACUGAUCUAUUUUCAAAGUCUGUAAACAAACUACAAAUGUUUCAAGAAAGACUUAUUUCAAUUGAAAAAUUCCUUGAAUUGAUGGUGUUGAUAGGGCAUCCAAAUUAUUGGCAGGGGUGAACUAAAUAUUUCUUUUAUAAUUGAUUCCCAGUUAUUUGAAGCAGAAAGAUCACAAGACACUUGUAAUAUUUCACUUGAUCUCAAUUUCUGUGUAAAUUGUGCUGCUCUGGUCAGAGUGGCUGUUGAAGUCGUGACGUUUGUCUUCUGACCUGUAGAAGACCAGCCCAUGAAGAAGUUAAAUGUCUAAUGUAGUCAAUCCCUUGCCACUUAAUGUGAGAGUUGACUGCAGGUUUUUGUACAGAAAGAACUAGUCUUAAACUGUUGUUUUGGGGCUUCAACUUACCAAAUCCUGGUACUACAUCUCACAUAAUAUGAUACCUGUACUUCAGAACAAGACAGUGAUGGUGGACAUUGCUCUGGGCUCACAUAACCUUGGUUCAAUGUGACAAAGUGGUAGCACUACAGCUCUUAAGUGUUAACUAAGGGUUCGUUGAAGUAUUGUUGGUAUGACAUUCGUACAGCUAAGUUCACUUUGAGACGCAAGCCUAUGAGGUGCCUCUGACCCAGUUAUGGUCUGUAGUUCCAGAGUUGUAUAUUUGGUCCAUCUCGACAGAUAUUUCUCAGAGACAAUACAAUGGUGGUGAUUAUGCAACAAGUCCUUGUACUAGCACUCACCAGUUCCUCAGUAGUUUUAGUAUGUUUUUUAUUUCAUGUAAGUUCGGUCCCACCAAGAACAAUCUUAAGUUUUUGUGCAAUAAUCUCUUACUGAUAGUCUUCAUUCAUUGACUGAAGCACCAUCUUACUGUUAAUAUUUUUCUGUGUCACUUUUUGAUCCUCAGAAAUAGCACAUAAUUGUACUUGAAGCUUGUGUCAAGUUUAAUUCUUCACACAUUUCUUCUAUCUUAAUGAUACUGUCUUAAAAGACUUUUACUAACUGUCUCCUGUCUGAUACUGCUGUGCGUGUGGACUCACAUCUGUUGGGACUCACGUCUGUGUGGACUCACAUCUGUGUGGACUCACGUCUGUGUGGACUCAAAUCUGUAUGGACUCACAUCUAUGGGGACUCACAUCUGUGGGGACUCACAUCUGUCGGGACUCACGUCUGUGUGUACUGGACUCUGUAUGGACU